AUGACAGAGUCCAACGUGAUGAAUGAUACCCUCCCGGAAAGCCUCCGCAUCCUUUGCUUCGGUGACUCCUUGACAGCCGGCUACACAAGUUAUGGUUGGGAAUUGUAUCCAUACGCUGACCACCUCCGUGUGGCACUCCAACAUAUGCUGUCGACGUCGGACAUCGAGGUCGAUGCCGCAGGACUUUCUGGGGAUCAGGUUCGAGGAAGCUACUUGCCGCGUAUCGAAGCUAAGUGUGCAAAUACUGAGUCACCUUACGAUUGGAUCGUAGUCAUGGGAGGAACGAAUGACCUAGCUUGGGGCCAACAGCCAGAUUCGAUUUAUGAGGGACUGAAGAAAGUGUGGAAGGUGGCAUUGGACACCGGAGCAAAUGUGCUUGCGCUGAACGUACUAGAAGCCGAGGGCUCAGGCGACAGAGAGAACUCGAAGCGGAAUUCCCUGAACAAUAUGAUUGCCAACCAUCAUCAAGAGAGAUAUUAUUCCUUCGAUCUCUACAGCGCGAUCCGAUACACAGGUAUUGACAAGGAUUUACGCAAAAAGCUCUGGGAUGACGGACUGCAUCUCACAUCCGAAGGCUACAAGGUUAUGGGCGAUGUCAUCGCUGUUCGAAUGUUUGAGCUUCUGAAGAUGACCCAGCAGCCGAAGAACAUUGGCCCUAUACGCGAUUGA
This is a messenger RNA of Letharia columbiana, 669 nucleotides long. RefSeq lists its product as uncharacterized. The record is from RefSeq and is a predicted model, not a curated record. Bases 1 to 669 code for a protein of 222 amino acids. NCBI's taxonomy places the organism in Eukaryota, Fungi, Ascomycota, Lecanoromycetes, Lecanorales, Parmeliaceae. The transcript is spliced from 3 exons. Gene Ontology annotation, molecular function: phosphatidylcholine lysophospholipase A1 activity.